GGUCUUGGUGGAGGCUAUACGCACGACUUCCUGGUCAUGUACCGAAGGAAAUGUAAGCAUUCUGUCUUGUAAGGUUUUUCUAUCUUAUUUAGUGUGUGGGGUAACCGUUCAAAUGAAUUCUCGUGGUGCCAUUUGUGCAUCAGCAUUUGCAAAAUGAAAUUUGGAACCUGUUUUUUUUUGCCAUUAUUAGGAGUGAAAAGAUCUCAGUUAACCGACUCAGUCUACUCUCACUUAAAAAGCAGUUUUCCUUACGUGAUAAUUAACUCUCCUUAUUACCUUUUCUCUCGAUAGUGUAUUCGUAUGAUAUUGUUGAGAAAAAAAUUGAUGUUGGUCACUCAAAGUUGAUGAAUCCUUCUUUAAGACGGACACAAACCCAUCUUUUUAUUUAUUUUGUAGUGGAUGGAGAAGCCUUUCAGAACACGAGUUGGGUAGAUCAUUUUGAAAAGCAGAGCAUCGAGAUUGGAAGCUUAAGUAAUGAGCUUUACGAGUUUAAAACUGUUGGCAGAAAUGAUUAUCCGGAAGAUAAUGAUGUCAAUACAAGAACAGAGAGCCCCGCCAGUGACGUCACGGAGGGACGGCCUCUUCCAGGGAUAGUCAGUAAGUAUCGGACUUCACUUCUUAGGGCUUAAAAUAACGGUCGGUCAACGGACAAUAUCUGGCGAAAAUGACCGUUUCUCCGAACAAACUUUCAGUUGGCCGGUUCAUUUGUCAAGUGACAAGUGAACAUGACCGGCCACUGUCCAAAAAUUAUUUUAAGCCCUGACUUUUGGAACAAAAUGCCGUGGGGAUAGUCUGUGUGCAGACCCUCCUCCCCCCUCCCCUCCCCCCUCAAGUGUAAUGUAUUUUGUAUCCUCGCAAUUUUUCUCGCAUUAACUGAGAUGGCCAGACCUUUUAACUACCCAUGUUAAGAUGAAAAUGAAUUCCACGUCUUUACAAAUAUCUUUCAGGCGGCCAGCGGUCAACAACUCCUAUCCACCAGACUGCCUGGUUUAUUGCCCUGCUGGUUCUUAUCGCCGUUCUGUUGAUUGUGUUGGUUAUAUUUGUGCUUUACACGCGGCAUCAAGGAGCUAAAUAUCCUGGUAAGAUCAAAUCGUGCCUUCUAUCAUUACAAAGAAAACUUUCGCAUGGAAAUUUGUUGGUUAUUCAAAGACUGUAGCCUACGUCACAGACGGAAAUAAACUUCUGGUUAACGCCGUCUGCGAAACACGCCGAAAUCCUUGUCCUUGGCCCGCAGCUGUAUACCAGGACUUGAGUACGCGCCGUGAUUAGCCUGUUAAGAAAGCCAUUGUAAAUUCGCCAAUCAGGUUGAAGGGAAAUUCGAAACGCAUUUCCCGUAAUUUCUUGUGUCUUUUAGGGGCCGAGAACAAAGAUAGUGGCGCUGCCUCGCAGAGGCUACUUGACCAGGUGUUAGGUUAGGUCUUCGUCGCAGGCAAAAAGACUUUCACGUAUGCAGAAAUGUCAUUGGAUUCCAGUCUCCCUCUUCUUGCGUCUUAGCACUCGUCUUGUUCUGCCAACCAUUUCUCUUAUUCAUUUCUUUAAUGUAUUAACGCUGUUCAGAGUCACUUCUGGCGCUUAUAAAGAAACUGGUUUUCAACGUAACAUUUGUCGAGCAAGUAAAUUUGCCGCGACAUAAAAUUUACUCAUAAGUAGUGUGCUUUAUUGGAGUUCUUUGAUCUUUUAGCCAUGAAAUCGAUCUUUUCUGCUUUCCUUUUUAGUCGGCAAACGUGAGAAAAAGCGUGCAGCUCUAAUUGAUCAUGAACCGCCGUUCGAUGAAGAAGAAGGCGAUGGAGGGUAAGAAAGCGUCAACCGUGUUUCCUUAGAGGGCACAAAACAAAAAUUUUAGAUGAGUAAAGAGAAAUCUCGGGAUAUACCUCUUGCAAAAUUGCCAUGUAGAGACCCUAUAGUCAAAUAUGACAGCCUUGACCACAUGGUAACGUUAUAUGGUAGCCUGUCAUGAGGUACCAUCCACCAAGGUUGUCGAUAGAGACCUUUAGAUUCUAAGACGACUGCGAGGACAAGAUUCUCUCAGGUACUGGGCACGCUUGAACCAACGUCGUUUUGGCGGGAAAACGUGGUAGCCGUCGUCGUUUAACUACAGGUUUUAGCGAGGAUUUCUUAGUGGCGGAAGCAAGUUAUCAACAGUUAAGCGUUUGAUUAUUUUGCGAUCACUGGAGAGGGCUUAAUCUCCUUCGGUAAAAACAACCGUUUAAGCGUUUAGGGUGAAACACGUACAAUGAAGCCUUGCGGGAAGUAUACUUUUUGAGAAUACGCGAAAAAAACUAUAAGUUGUAUAAAAUCUUGUCGCGUAGUCGUCCUUUUCCUCGAAUCGAAAGAUCUCUAACUUACGCAACAGGACGGGAGAGGAAAGAAGACGGCAAACCUUGUGUUACAAGCGUGAUAACAAUUAUGUUUGAAAGGAGUUUCCGCAGAACUUCACCUUUCUUAGAGCGGAUCUUUUUGUAAAAGACUAGUAAACAUUGACGUUAAGUGAAGAUGACGACAAAACACGCAAGUAAUAGCCCUGUCAGUCUUGUCAGACACAAACGUCUUGCUGUUUUCUUCUUUGUGCCACCACUCACCAAUAACAGGGAAGCCGGGGCACAGCCCUGGUAAGCCGGCGAUGAGGUGAAAGAACCCCUGGGAAAUCAGCCUUGAUGUUUUAACCCUUUCACUGCCAGAGUGUUUGAUGGAGUUUUGUAAGGUGACUCUAACUUUUGAGUGUGUGGACGAAAUCCUAUGAAGUGACCACUCAAAUGAAACCUCUCUGCCUGUACUUUCACAUGAUGCUAUUUGUUUCUCAAAAUUUUAAAAAAUGAAAUUUGGAAAUUUGGUAGGAAUUUGCCUUUGGCCACAUUUGGCAGUGAAAGGGUUAAAUAUCUGAUAUAAGUUUUGUUCGCUUCUCCAGCCGAACGGAAAAUCCGCCACCCUAUCAGAGCCAGGGGUCACUACAGAGGAGCCCAGAAAGUGACCGCGACAGUUUGGACGAUUAUGGCGAGGGGCCUCAAUUUAACGAAGAUGGCUCCUUCAUUGGAGAAUAUGGCGACGAGAAGAAGAAUGCUCCGGACGAAAAGGAUGACUCAGCUUUGGCGACAUUCGUUUGA
Messenger RNA from Porites evermanni, 3101 nucleotides. NCBI's taxonomy places the organism in Eukaryota, Metazoa, Cnidaria, Anthozoa, Scleractinia, Poritidae. The record is from the annotation of a GenBank genome assembly.